AUGGAUGCGGUCAGAGGCAAUCCACACAUCGUCCAAAUGCUGGGCAUUUGCAACACCACGGUGGUAACCGAAGCCUUCACGCUUACUCUUCAAUCCGCCGUGCACCGCAAGGGCACGACGGCUCUAUCGAUAAGCGAGGCCGUCAACAUGUCCUUGGACGCCGUAAGAGGCCUGCAAGCCCUUCACGAGGCUGAGGGAGGGCCAAUCGUACACUUCGAUGUGAAGCCGACCCAGCUUAUGGUGACAGACAGCGGGGGACUGAAGCUCAAUGACUUCAACGUUGCCUGGUUCAUGAGCCAAGGACCAGACGGGAAGCCGUGUCCUUUCAACAUGGAGGGCAAAUUUCGGGGGCACGGCUCGCCCUGGAGAUCGCCCGAAUACCUCACCCGAAAGCCCAUGACGGAGAAAAUCGAUAUCUACAGGAUGGGUCUAGUCUUUCAACAAAUUUUGGCUGCCGCCGGCGUGAAGAUGCCAGUUGCGCAAGAGUCGAAGGAUGAUGUCCCCGUCGUCGCCACAACGUGGCACUGGAGCUACUAUGAGAUCGUUCAAGACAUGAUUGCGAUGGAGGCCACGCAAAGACCGUCCGCUCGCGAAGUCGCUUGGCGGUUAAGGGGGAUCCUGGAAGAGCUACCCGAACUCCCAUAG
Ectocarpus siliculosus is the source of this 645-nucleotide messenger RNA. The record is from the annotation of a GenBank genome assembly. NCBI's taxonomy places the organism in Eukaryota, Phaeophyceae, Ectocarpales, Ectocarpaceae.